AUGGCCGCUGCUGUUCUACCAAAUGAUGACUUUUACACAAACACCGAUGAUAAGUCUCUGGAAAUAUUCUCACUUAUCUGGCUCGAUGCAAAUGUAGAUGUUAAAGACAUUCGAGACACAGAAGUAAAAUUACGUUCUAUUAUUAAUCAUAUCAAGAAAUUUCAAGAUGUAAAACAAUGUCGACAUUACAUUGAACACAGAUCACAAAAAGAUCGGUUAGUAAUUAUUGUUAGUGGUCGAUUGGGACGAGAAAUAGUACCCUACAUUCAUCAACUUCGACAAGUUAUAUCAAUUUAUGUUUAUUGUAUAGAUAAGAAGAGUAAUGAGCAAUGGGCUCUAAAAUUCUCAAAAAUAAAAUCUGUUGUUGUUAAUCUUGAUGAGCUUGUCUUCCAAAUCACAACAGAUCAUAAAAUUCAGAAAAAGAUAGAAGAACCUUUAUCGAUUAAUAUCUUCUCAACAGGUAUUAAUGCAGGUAAAUCCACAACAGGAGUUAAUGGACAAUUUGUUUUUUCUCAACUUCUCGUUGACUGUCUUCUACAAUUAAAAUCUACUGACACAGACGAAAAUGAACUUAUUAAGCUUUGUGUAAAUGAAUAUGAAGGAAAUCAUAACGAACUAAGUAAUCUUCGUGAAUUUCAAGAAUAUUAUUUACCUGAUAAAGUGUUAUGGUGGUAUACAAAAGAAACAUUCCUCUACAAGAUUCUUAACGCAGCUUUACGUACACAAAAUAUUCAUGUGAUUUUUUUAUUUCGAUCGUUGAUUUACGAUAUUUAUCGUCAAUUGCAAAAAUAUCAAUCUAAGAAGUUUGUGCGCGUUUAUCGAUGUCAGCUAAUGUCAAACGAUGAAUUAGAUAGUCUUAAACAAAACAUUGGCCAGUUCAUUUCAAUAAGUUCAUUUUUCUCCACCACUGAUGACCGUUCCACAGCUCUCUUCCUCCUAGGUGAUAUAACGACACAGAUCGAUUCGCAACGAGUGUUGUUUGAAAUUGAUGCUGAUCCUAGGAUGGUCAAUACAAAACCAUUUGCUAAUAUUAGUAAACAUAGUUAUUUUCCAGUUGAAUCAGAAGUUCUCUUUAUGAUUGGUUCUAUUUUUCGUCUUAAUAAUAUUGGUCGUAAUGAUGAUCAAAUAUGGAUCAUUAAAAUGACUUUAUGUGGUGAUGAUGAACAUGAUUUAAAACAAGUUCUUAUGUAUAUGAAACAACAAAUUGAAAGUCGUGAAAUGAAUCUUCGAAUAUUAGGAAAUUUAUUAUGGGAAAUGGGUAAAUUUGAUUUAGCUGAAAAAUAUUUUACUCGUUCGUUGAAACAACUCCCAUGGAAUGAUCCAUUACAUAUCAGUUUAUAUGAAGACCUUGGUAAACUCGCAUCACAGAGAGGUGAUUAUGAUUUGAGUAUGAAAUGGCGUAAAAAAUUACUUAGAUUCAAAGAGAAAACUUCAUUAGCUACCAAUGUUAAUGUUAAUAGAACAAACAAUUCCAUAGAACAAUCAAUUCUUUUUAAUUAUAUUAAUAUCAAUACUAAAUGGAAACAACAUGGAAUUACUAUUGCUGGAGGACAUGAAAAAGGCAACCAAUUAAAUCAACUCUCUUUUCCUGAAGAUAUCUAUGUUGAUGAUGAUCAUCUAUCUAUUUAUAUUGCUGAUUGUUACAAUCAUCGUAUUGUUGAAUGGAAAUAUGGAGCAAAGAAUGGUCAAGUUGUUGCAGGUGGAAACGGAAUUGGAAAACGGAGUGAUCAAUUGAAUUAUCCAAGGAGUGUUAUUGUUGAUAAAAAAAAUGAUUCUCUCAUCAUUUGUGAUCAAUGGAAUAGACGAGUGGUACGAUGGUCUCGUCAAAAUGGUGAAAAUGGAGAAACAAUCAUUUCCGAUAUUCAUUGCUAUGGUCUGACAAUAGAUAAGAAUGGAGAUCUUUAUGUCUCUCAUAGCUGGAAGAAUGAAGUGAGACGAUGGAAACAAGGAGGGAGAGAAGGAACAAUAGUAGCAGGUGGAAAUGGAAAAGGAAAUCAUCUCGAUCAACUCAAUUGUCCUACUUAUAUCUUUGUUGAUAAAGAUCAUUCAAUUUAUGUAUCGGAUACACACAAUCAUCGUGUCAUGAAAUGGAUGAAAGGUGCAAAAGAAGGUAUUAUUGUUGCUGGUGGGAAUGGUAAAGGGAAUAGCUCGACAAAAUUAUCUAAUCCUCGAGGAUUGAUUGUCGAUCAUUUGGGUAAUAUUUAUGUGGCUGACUGGGACAAUCAUCGAAUAAUGCGUUGGUGUAAAGGAUCUAAGGAGGCUAGUAUUGUUGUUGGUGGAAAUGGAAUUGGAAAACAACCAAAUCAAUUUAGUUAUCCCACAGGCUUAUCAUUCGAUGUUCAAGGUAAUCUCUAUGCUGCCGAUUGUGAUAAUCAUCGAGUUCAAAAAUUUGAAAUUGAUUUGAAUUAA
Molecule: messenger RNA, 2409 nt
Organism: Adineta steineri
Lineage: Eukaryota; Metazoa; Rotifera; Eurotatoria; Adinetida; Adinetidae
Source: the annotation of a GenBank genome assembly